AUGGACGGGAGUGUGGACGUCGAUGUUGUUCGGCUGGGGCCUGGAGAAUGGAUUUCUCGGAUUGACCUCGCCGCUCGUACAGCAACCAUCUGGGACGACGGUAACAGCGUUUUCACCCUGACCAACGCCGAAAAACUCGGCCGUUCAGUGGUCGCUGUUCUUGAGCACCCAGAGGCAACUGCAAACAAAAAUCUUUACGUGGCUUCGGUCGAAACAUCGCAGAAUGACAUUCUCUCCGCCCUGGAGAAAACCACCGGCUCCAAGUGGACCGUGGCCAAGGCCACUACUGAGAAAGAGAUCAGCGAGAGAGUGGAAAAAUUGGGCAAGGGGGAUUUCACUGGACCUUUGCCCUCAUUCAACAAAAUGCCAAGACCAAUCAGGAAGCGGGUCCGCCCCUUGUCAAUCGGAUUUGGCGGAGCUUCUCGUUCUCUUCACAACCUCAUUCGUCUUCACGAUAGUAGAAAUCGCCCUCGCUAUGGCCUGACAUAUACUUACGUACCAACUCGAAAUAAUAUCUCCAUGGAGCAACCUCCUCCGCCGUAUGCUGAGGCUGUCAAGUUCCAGAUUCGCCGCAAGCCAAUCGGAGCUGGCGGUGGCGAUGUGAAGGGCCAACAGAGCUCUUCAUCUAUCACCACCACCAAGGCUCAAGCAGAAGCCCUGGAACAACAGAUCAUUGCUGCGCAGAAUAUACAGGCAGGUGAUCUGACGCCAAAUAUAUUAAUACAAACAUCAUCCCUUCCCACGGGCAAGAAUAACAUCACAGAUGCUGGGUUAGUGGCAAGUCCAGAUGCAAUUAGCUGCGCCUCAACUACGACAACACCAAACACAACCCUUUCUCCGGCGGGAGAUACAGAGCAAUCCCAAUCUGGAGAUUGGAGAACCAUUGCAGCAUCACAUGCACAAAAGGCCUUGGGGGAAGCAAAGCAUUUCCUAGGCGGAUUAAUCGCUCGUCCUAGCGUGAGCACCAAGCACUACAGUAUAUUGCGGCACUCUCAUGGCAUCGUCUUUUACCAGGGAAGCAACACCUUUCUCGCGAUUUCCAUAUUCUCAGACGAGCCGUUGCCGGUCGAUCGGACCAUUUGGAUGCAAUGCAAGGGCUGGUCAGGGAAGACAGGAAUGCGCGCCAAAGCCUUGUUUGGACUCAACGAUAGCUGGCACAAUGUCACCCCAAGUAUAGCAAUUCACCCGGACCAGGUGACUAGUGGUGAUGAGCGAGCAUGGCAAAGAGACAUCAAACGGUUCAAGAAGAAGGCCGCGACUUCUAAUCACGAGGGCCACCAGUUACGCCAAACUGCUAUUAUUCGCAUUCCCGUGGAAGCUACAGAUGGGUACUAUCAAUUCAUCCUUUGCCGAGGCGAGAGUAAGAGGAAAUCGUUAUGCACUAGUCCUGUGUUCCGAGUUGUGUCGGCUUCGUCGGAUCCAUCGUCGCUACGCGGUGCUAGCCUGAGUACCUUGCCAUUGGAAUUGGGAGCGUGGGCAGGGAGCAUGUAUGCCCGGACUGCAGCUUCAACGGUGGUUGCUCCCUUGACCUCUCGGAUACAGAGUGGGACACAGAAAGUAAUGCCCUCUGUAAAAACCCAAACAGCUGUGCAAAAAGCAUAUUCAAAUAGUGGCAUUUCGGACCGAGUGACUUCGAACAUGGUCGAUGCUGGUGCUAGGUAUGAUAAAGCAAAGGGCCUGGAAUAUGCACAGCUCGAUGCCAACGGGUUUGAUAUUGAGGCUGGGCCAGUGGAACCAUACCCUGUAACAUUCAACGCUAAAACUGAUGUUGAGGCGAAACCGCCAGUCACUGACGCCACCGGGGUGCAGAAACUGCCCCUUAUUGGCGUGCCGUCGCAUAUCUCACAGAGGUUACAUGGUCACUAUUUUGCCUGGUGCAAGGUGUAUGCUGGAGAAAUCGAUGGCAAAGAAAAAAGUGCGCCCGCAUGGCAGCAGUGUAUAAUUUCAGCUUCCACCGCGGUACCACAAGGAACAGUUACCAACGUAAGGUCAUAUAGCGCCUUCAAAGUCAAAUGUUCUAUUCGAUUCGUCGAAGAAGUCGACACACCACCAACAACUCCCAUGCAGGUCCGCAUCAUGGGGUUCAUUCGACCAGAAGCUCCCUUAGCAUCGACUAUUCUUAAUGAGUAUAGUGCGGAAAGCGAAGACCGAAUUGUCCUCGACGCAUACGAUUUGGAGUUUACCCAUUCAGCAUUGGAUCACCCAGCAUGGUAUCCAGAUCCAUCGCCAGCAGUCUCGACUCAAAGGUCUGGCGACUCUAUCAAUGGAAAAGACUCCUCGCCACGAAGUUUCAUGGACAAGGGCAAGGAUAGUUAUGCAAAUGCUCGCUUGACUGGGCAGCGAAUGGUCGGUCAAAUACCGUUUCACCGGAUCGGCAUCAGAAUGCAGACGGAUGAGGUUAAAGACAAAAAUGUUGCUAUCAAUGGAUUUUACAUCCCGCGAUAA
Molecule: messenger RNA, 2445 nt
Organism: Talaromyces rugulosus
Lineage: Eukaryota; Fungi; Ascomycota; Eurotiomycetes; Eurotiales; Trichocomaceae
Exons: 3
Coding region: 1-2445 (814 amino acids)
Source: RefSeq, a predicted model, not a curated record